AUGCCAUCACCAUCCCGCCUCCAAACCUCCAUCGAGGAUGCCACGACCAACACCAUCAACGCCGCUAUUGCAAAGAAACAGACACGAGAAGCCGAAGCCGAAGCCCAAACCGCGGCACGUGCCCAAGCCCAAGCUGCGAGAAACGCUCAAGCACAAGCUGCGAUAGCGGCUCAAGCUCACGCUUAUGCCCAAGCUCAAUCCCAACUAGCAGACCAAGCCGCAGAACAGGCCGUAGCCGCAACCGCAGCGGCCAUAGUAGCAACCCAGCACGCCCGGGAAAUCCGCGAAGCAUUCCAAUACACUAUGCGAACCAUGCGGCGGCACGCACUCGGAUUGAGCAGUGAUGUAGAGAGAGAGAGACGGGGACGAGAAGAGACCUGGAAUACGUUCCAAGCUCUAGUUCGGCGACUUGAAGACCAGCGUGGACACCGCGGUGAGACAAGGGGUGAAGAGCAAGAGCCUCGUCCUUCGCCUCCACCCGCUGCGGAAGAGUACCACCAUUGCGACUUUGACCAUUGCAACGGUCUUUGUACGUAUCUCAAAGACUGA
Molecule: messenger RNA, 549 nt
Organism: Alternaria viburni
Lineage: Eukaryota; Fungi; Ascomycota; Dothideomycetes; Pleosporales; Pleosporaceae
Exons: 1
Coding region: 1-549 (182 amino acids)
Source: RefSeq, a predicted model, not a curated record